AUGGCAACGGCGACGCGCCUGUCGGCCGAGGCGGCCGGUAAUGGCGGCGGGGGCCGUGGCGGUGGCGGGGGAGACGUUCGGGAGGCCCCGGGAGGGGAUGGGGAAGGCCGGGGGAUACUAAAGAUUCCCCAAAGCACAGAAGUAUCAGAAGCAGCAGCUGUAGCAGAGGUAAUGAUUGUAGGCGAUGCAGUAGAGAAUACAGAAAUGAAGAAUCUCACUCUAACUAUUCUGAGGGCUUUGCCAGUGACUUGCUCUGAAACAGCUAGAAGCAGCAAAGGUUUUGAAGUAUCAGGAACUGAAGAGAAGAAAACACAGGAAAAGGAAAAAAAAAGGAAAAGGAAAAGAAGAAAAAAGGACACUUACUUUGGUCUGAAUGCAGGAGGAAAAAAAUUGCCAGCUGAGAAGGUACCACAUCAGAAUUCUUCAUUUUUAAGCCUGCAGAGUAGUACGAUUUCCCAGAAAAAAAAUGCAGUGGCUCAGCGAAUAUCAUCAGCAAGCCUUCACAAAAUUAAAGAGCUGAAGAAUGAAAUAUUUGAUUUACAACACAAAUUAGAAGCAUCAGGCUUAGAAAAUCAGUGUCGACACUUGAAAGCAAUAGGUAGAUAUGAAAAUCCAGAAAGUAACUUGCUGGAUCUUUUAGCAAUUCAUUAUAAUGAUGUGAGAUCUUUCAGGAAACUCCUGAGGAUGUCUCAGGAGGAUGAGAGAAAUACAUCCAGGAAGCUCAGAAAAGUUGAAGCAGAGCUGCUAAAAGCCAAAGAUGCUUUGCAGACCUUGCAUAUGCUUUCAGAAGACAAAGCUCUUGCAGAGAGAGAGGAACUUGAUCACUUAUUAUGAGUCCUUACAGAAAAAAUGGAAGUGAAUGAAAAGAGAAUACAGAGCCUAGAAAAGCAGCUGAAGGUGAACACUAGCACCUUUAGUCGUCAGCUGGCAAAUGAGAACAAAAAAGCUGUGGAAGCUAGGAUAAUUAUGAAGAACUUGCAAAUAUAAAUUAACUCUCUUCACCAAAAAAUUAAGGAAAAGGAUCGGCAGCUUUAUGUAAAAAAUAUCUAUGCAAAUCAGAUGCCUAAAAACCCAAAAGACAAAAGAGAUUCAGUACCUCAUGAAAAAAGUCUUAGUAUAAACAGAUCAGUACAAGUAGAUAAACAGAGUUUUAGAUCACUGCUGCUGUCCCAGUACCAAACUCAGGAAAAAGAAAAAGGUCCAAUUCAGCUAACAAAGGAGAAAAAGUCUUCCAAAGAUAAGAAUCAAAAAGCUAAAGCAAAUGAAGCAUACACAGAUGCCCAAUGUAGAACAGAAAAGCAAUCAACCCAGAAAAUACCAAAGCCAGAAACUUUUAAUAGAACAUCUAUUUUAAUCAUUGCAACUUCAUUCUUCUCCUUUAAGCUUGGACUCUUAUCUCAUUUUGGAGAGUAUUUAAGGGAGGGCAGACUACUGAUGGAAGAAUACACUUGCUUGGAAUUUAUAAAAGAAGAAAAAGAGACAGAUUUGCUUAAAGGGAGCUGAAAAAAACUGGUGAAAACUGAACAAACUCCUCUAAGUGACAGUGUAAAAGAGAACAAUAAAGAGGAAGAUACAGUGGAAGAACAUGAAAAAGAUGAAAAAAAGCCAGAUGAACCGCUAAAUAACAGUGAGAAGGCAGGGAGUAAAUGCGUAACUCCCAGUCCAAGAAACAAAAUACUCAUUAGGCGGAAAAAAGAAUACCUGUUCUCAGAAGCCACUGAGAAUUUGCAUCAUGGGCUUCCUACAUCAGGUACAAAAUCCAAGAAAGGCAGUCUUUGCAACCAUAGACAUGCAGGUCGGGACUGCAGUGUCACAGCCGAAUCAAAAGUCAAAAAUUCCUUUAGGCUAUAUGAACCAUCUUUUGGUGAAGUUACCAAAACAAGGCGGAAGGACAGCUCCACUGAAGCGGAAGGCUGCGCUUGUAUGACAGUUGCUGACAGGAGAAACAGCCUUAUGAAAGAACUCUUUGGACCAGGCUGUGUUUGAAGAGACAGCCAUUCAAGUUCUAACAUGAGAGGAAUGAAGAAAGAGAAGUGA
Messenger RNA from Gavia stellata (red-throated loon), 2037 nucleotides. It is a transcript of the gene LCA5L, whose product is annotated as lebercilin LCA5 like. Gene Ontology annotation, cellular component: axoneme. Lineage: Eukaryota; Metazoa; Chordata; Aves; Gaviiformes; Gaviidae. The record is from RefSeq and is a predicted model, not a curated record. Gene Ontology annotation, biological process: intraciliary transport.